Messenger RNA from Argiope bruennichi, 447 nucleotides. RefSeq lists its product as uncharacterized. The record is from RefSeq and is a predicted model, not a curated record. The coding region runs from base 1 to 447 and encodes 148 amino acids. The transcript has a single exon. Lineage: Eukaryota; Metazoa; Arthropoda; Arachnida; Araneae; Araneidae.
AUGUAUAAAGUGCGUUGUAGGCAUUCGGAAAACACUUCAGUUCUUGCAGUCGUGCAGAAACGGAGCGAUUUAUCCGACGUCCAAAAAGAUAUGAUCAUAGUCUUUGUAGACAAGGGUGGAGGCAUUUCCGAAACGGCUAAUUUUAUAAACUGUUCUCGGGCCGCCGUGAUGAAAAUAUACCAUGCAUGGCAAAAUGGCACUAUCCAAAAACAGCUACGUGGCAAAUGUGGCACACCACGGGCCAUAGAUGGCAGAGGUGAACGACGGCUGUGGAGAUGCGUUCGGGCGAAUAGAUGCGCAACCGUUGAGCAACUGACAACCCAAAUGAACCAAAGGACUACCAACAGAUUCUCCACAAUGAUAGUUCAGCGAACGUUGCUGCGGAUGGGCCUCUGCAGCAAAUGUCUAGUUAAUGCACCUAUGCUGAUUGCUGUUCAUCGGCGAUGA